Messenger RNA from Aedes aegypti (yellow fever mosquito), 911 nucleotides. RefSeq names its product trypsin 5G1-like. Bases 10 to 861 code for a protein of 283 amino acids. Lineage: Eukaryota; Metazoa; Arthropoda; Insecta; Diptera; Culicidae. The transcript has a single exon. Gene Ontology annotation, molecular function: serine-type endopeptidase activity. The record is from RefSeq and is a predicted model, not a curated record. Gene Ontology annotation, biological process: proteolysis.
GGGUGUCCAAUGCACAGUUCAACCCUAUUCUUCACCUCCCUAACACAGUCAAUCAUGGCUUCGCUAUUCACAGUUCUAGCAGUUGCUAGCGUUCUUGCGACCACCAGUCAGGCACUCCCGAGUCGUCCACAUCAUUUGCGUUCAUGGUCUAACCCCUUCCUGCGAUCUGCGGGCCGUAUCGUCGGAGGCUACGAAGUAGACAUUGCUGACGUCCCGUUCCAGAUAUCGCUGCAGCAAGAUUUUGGACAUUUCUGCGGAGGAUCCAUCAUCAGCUCCAAAUGGGUGCUGACAGCUGCGCAUUGUGCCUCCAGUAGCGAAGAUCCACAGAUGAACAUACGCGUCGGAUCCACUAAGCAUACCCAGGGUGGUCAGCUGGUAGCAGUUAAACGUGUCGUUCAACAUCCGGAGUUCGAUUUCUCGACCAUUGAUUACGAUUUUGCGUUAUUGGAGCUGGAUGAGGAAUUGCAACUGGAUGACGAAUUCUACGCCGUUGAGCUUCCGGAACAGGAUGAACCGGUCGAGGAUGGAUCGUGUCUACAGGUUUCCGGCUGGGGCAAUACCCAGAGCGCUGCAGAGACUGGGGUGGAAUUGAGAGCCGCAUAUGUUCCGUCGGUGAACCAAGAAAAGUGUAUUCAAGCUUACAGUUCGUUUGGAUUGGUGACCCCACGGAUGUUGUGCGCUGGUUUUGACAAGGGAGGCAAGGACGCUUGCCAGGGAGAUUCCGGCGGCCCGCUGGUUGAGGGAUCCAAGCUGGUCGGUGUGGUUUCCUGGGGUAAGGGAUGUGCCCUGGAAGGCUAUCCAGGAGUAUACUCUAGGGUGGCAGCCGUUCGCGAAUGGAUCAAAGAAACCAGUGGGGUGUAGACGUUGGUUUAUAAUAGGUAGUUCUUUAUAAUAAUAAAAUGAAAACAAAU